CCGCUCACUCCCUUGAAACGUGCACAUUUUUCUAUAGUAAAAGUCAUCGCCCACGGAAAGAGGCGAGGGUGGUCCGAUUCUGCAAAGCAGAAGGCAUACUGUGUGUAUAUGUGAGGACUCAAGCUGGGUUGUUCAGCGAUGUGUUGUUAGCUGAUGAGCUGAGUGUGUCCUUGUUAUUUCUCCCCUAUCGUGCUUUUGUUUAGUAGUUUUCUAUUGCAUUCGGAAACUGUUCUGAGAGUUUUCUCGGAAACAAACAGGUCGUGGGGGAGAAUGCAUUGGCUCGGAGCGAUUAGGUCUAGCGGGAUGAUUGAUCGGAUGGCAGUUGGGGAAGAACUCGUGUGCCAAAGCCACCUGAUACCAGAGCUACAGUAAUAGUUUGCGAAAGGGGCGGCAGUCCGAAGUUCAAAGGUGUGUGUGCCAUGGCGUCGUCUGGGUGCAACUGCGCAUGAAGCUUGGAGAGGUGAUAGUUAUUUGCUGCGUAUGACAGAAGGAUGCCGGAGAUGAUUUCUUUCAAACGCAGCAUUUUACAGAAGGAUAUAUGCAUGGGCCAUGGUCCGGCGCCACUAUGCACAAGGACGUUCGACGAGCUGUACUCAGGCCAGUUUUUCAGCUUCUGGUGUUGGGGAUACAGGACUGCAUGAAGCGCGGAGAGAGAGAGAGAGAGAGAGAGAGAGAGAGAGAGAGAGAGAGAGAGAGAGAGAGAGAGAGAGAGAGAGAGCGAGAGCAGCGUUACCUGCUGUGUAUGAUAGAAGAGGAUGCUAGAGAUGUGCAGCAUUUUAGGGGACCACUCAGGGCCAUGCUCGUCGGCCAUCCAGCUCAAUGAUGUUGGGUGUGGAGGGUAUCCAGCAAUGAUGUGGGGUGCGGAGGGUACCCAGUUCGAUUGGUGUUUCCAGGCUUCUAGUGGGUGGGAAUGUAGGAGUACAUGGGCCCAUUUUUUGGUUGCUCCGUCUGGUGGGAGCAACUCUGUAUGCUGCCGCGCUUUGGAACGUGUUAGUAUAUAUUAUGUGUGCGUCGAUUGUUCUUGGAAGCAUGCAUUGUCCACGCUUCAGCGCUGUCGUCGUACGUCAAUGUUGGUUGGGUUUGGUACGUAAGCCGGUCACAGUCUCCGGUGCUUCUGAUGCAAAGCAUCUAAAUGGAUUCUUGACGCUGCAGUGAGUCCCCACAGCCAGCAUCUCCCUGAUGGUGACCGAUGAAAUGCAUGAGGAGACCACGGAUCCAUGGAUCUCCGCUUCUGAAUGGAGUGCCUGGUCAUGUUGCUCUCUUUACUGUGUACGCAGGGCUGGUACAUAUGCCUGCCAGCGUCUCUCGGCACUUUCAAUGCCAGGUAUGAUGAUGGAUUCUUAAACCACCAGUACAUUGCCCAGGCAGACUCUAGAACCGAAAUCGAGCCAAUCCAAAAUUUCCGGGGGUUCGGGGCUACCGGACCACAAUGUCUGGCGGGUGAGGAAGCAACCGAAAACGAAAAACGCGUGCGCGCUGGCGGUUUACCAAAGCUUCACGUGCAGUUCGGAUCCGCCACGGCGAAAAGAAGCUUCGAUGUACUUGUGUCCAAACCCUAGUAGAAAGUUAAUGGUUCGCACCCCGGACAGUUAAAAGUACAUGAUGAGACUUGUGUCCAAACCCUAGUAGAAAGCGAAAUGUUGGUUGCUGCUGUGUUGGUACCGUCACCGGGAAAGCUCCACACACGCAUGGUGGCAGCUUUGGAGAAGAUACUGAAACCUGUAUUUCUGACUGUUCAUGCCAGAUGUAGAAUUUGAUAAGCAGUCGCUGCGAGGGAGGCUCGUACGGAUUGCUCAGUUACUGCAAGUCAAUGCUCAGUCCAUUCUCACUCUAGCUCACGGUAGUCGCGGCUCAUUACCAAAGUGUAGCUGCAGGAGAAUUGUGCAUCGUAAGGGACAGUGGCUUGUGAGGCAGUCCUGUGGUUGGCAGUGGAGCUUCUUAACAUCUUCAGACAUGCGGGAUGUAGAAUUUGAUAAGCAGUCACUGCGAGGGAGGUUCGUACGGAUUGCUCGGUUAAGCGCAAGUCGAUGCUCAGUCCAUUCUCACUCUAGCUCACGGUAGUCGCGGCUCAUUACCAAAGUGUAGCAGGGAGAAUUGUGUGUUGCAAGGGACAGUGACGUGUGAGGCAGUCCUGUGGUUGGUAGUGCAGCUUUUUAACAUCUUCAGAUAUGCGGUAGACAUCCCUGCCUCGUGACGUGGUCAUAUAUUCUCAAGGCUGGAAAUUUCUGUGCAUCUCUUGUGCUAUGCUAGCUGGUAGCUGACUUAUAGAUAUCGUGAUCGUCAAGCUCUUUAGGCAUUUCUGAUUGAUGUCCCUCACAGUGGGUGGUGACCCUGUAUGUAAGAUGCGUUUGCGGUGCUGAGGAAUAUGGCUUGGCGUUGCUACAGGGCGGUUCCACAAUUGCCCGAUGAGGGGAAAGAGUACUUGUCUCACUCUUCGUAGUGCGGGACUCGACGGACGACCAUGUGCUGUAUUCAUAACAGUGGUCGGUUGUGCUCACACAACAUCCAUUCCUGCAAAGGCGCUAGAGAUGAAGGAUGUAGGGUGAAGGGGGGCAUGUAACAUCCACUCCUGCAAAUGCCUUAGAGAUGCAGGAUGGAGAGUGAGGGGGGCGGGGACGGUUGUUGUCGCUGCAGAACCUUGUCCGCAGUUCACGUUGUCCGCUUAACAACCACUGAGCAGUUGGUGGCGUUUGUCUUGCAGGUUUUGAGACAUUUAUGUGCCUCAAUGAAUCAGAUGUGUUCAGUGAUACUCGUGAAGUCCUGUUGAAAUCUCUUGGCCCUUGCACGCUACUCAACAAGGUGUCGACGACACAGGUCACACAACUAUUGCGACCUAUCGUUCAAUGCAUCAGCAACCACCAUUGUCCACCGAGCAGUGGAUGGCAUUUGCAGUGCAGACUUCGCAACGCUUGUGCGCCAUUAUUAUCUGUUUAUUCGUGGACAUUCAUGAAGGCCUCCAUCAGAGUUUGUCGACUUACGCCAGCUGCGCAGAAAGGCGAUGAUGAAACAGAUCACUUCGCUACAACAGUGAUUCCUCUGAUUCGGAAGUGUGGCUUGCCGUAGAAAGACUACAUUUUUUGCCUGCAGGCCCCCUGCACGGGUUACAUGGUUUUCUUCUUUUCGAGGUACCUGCUUGGAGCUUCGGACCGUACGAUGGUGUUUUAUGUCUGCAUCGCUUGCAUGUUUUUCUCUCGUCUAAGGCUGCAGGCUAGAGCCUUUUCUUUGUUUCCAAGUCUUUCCACCAUCCUCGUCACUUCAGGGAUCGCGGCUUGCCAUAGAAAGACUACAUUUUUUUCCUGCAGGCCCCUGCACCGGUCAUGUGGUUUUCUUCUUUUCGAGAUACCUGCUUGAAGCUUCAGAAGGUACGAUGAUGUUUUAUGCCGGCAUCCCUUGCAUGUUUUUGUUUUUCUCUCUCCUAGGGCUGCAAGCUAAAGCCUUUUCUUUGUUUCCAAGUCUUUCCACCAUCCGCAUCGCUUCAGGAGGGGAUUUUUUUAGAGGGGGUUUGUCGAUGUGGUUUUCUCAGGGCGCAUGCGAGAUCCGUAUUACCAUUUUUGAAUUUUUCUAAGUCGGACACGUUACGUUUAGCGCCUCUUUCUUGAAGGUAGUCGUGAACAUGAUGGUGUUCCGACUUGGACAAAAUGAAUCGUUUCGUUUGCGAAGCCCUUUGGCUGGCUGCAAGAUAUAUCAGUGUAUAGUCUGUGGGUCCUUGCAGCAUGAUGAAGCUGGGAACCUGGACUAUGCUUCAUAUCUGCUGCCAUACGAUGUUCUCUUUCUCAUAGCGACCGGCAGACGUUUGCUUUGUCUUUCUUGUACCUUCUUCAUCCCUUCUAACGGUUGUCGGCACCUAUGUAAUCUUAAGAAGAUGCGCUUGUAAUGUCUUCUUCGUGUACAGUAAAUGACGAAGCUGUUU
Molecule: messenger RNA, 3910 nt
Organism: Chara braunii
Lineage: Eukaryota; Viridiplantae; Streptophyta; Charophyceae; Charales; Characeae
Source: the annotation of a GenBank genome assembly